Messenger RNA from Porites evermanni, 2910 nucleotides. The record is from the annotation of a GenBank genome assembly. NCBI's taxonomy places the organism in Eukaryota, Metazoa, Cnidaria, Anthozoa, Scleractinia, Poritidae.
CUACGACCACAGCUUCAUGAAAUUCACGAAGCCGUCAGGGUAAAGCCUGGUUUCGUUGUAAGGCAACCAGCUAGCCUGUUUCAAGGUCUUAGGUAGUCGGAACGAGCAAAAAAGAAAGCGAGCGUAGAAAAAGAAAAGACAGAGGACUGGGAAGGAAGGUGGAAUGGAGAGGGCUUUUCCACCGCUUUUCCGCUCUGUCUCCUCCCAGUCCUUGUCUGUUGUGUCCAGGCAAUUAUGAUUUCUUUUGCCAAGGCCCUUUACGAGGUUUUCCCAGGCCUUCUCGGUCAAUUCACUUUGGUGACGUCACCGAGGAAAACGGGUGGACCACGUGACACGAAACGUAUUGGCCGCGCGGAAUAAUGAGGCUUAGGGGACCAGGUAAUGACUUCCCCAAAUUGUCCUGAUUACUCACCAAAACGUCAGAAUUAUAUACAUAUGAUCGUCGCGUUCGCCUGGAAAACAGCUUGAGGCGGAGCAGACGAUGAAAUGGAAACUACGCUUUAGGUUUUGGUAUAUUUAAGCAAACAGGACUCGUGGAAGUCCUAAAAAUGGAUCCACAUUGUACGAGCUCUGAACACAGAAAACAUCAGUUAAAUGAUUAUGCUGCAGACUGAACCUUAACCCAUAAAUUAGUUCAUCUUUCGCUUUAAAAGGACACUGACGUUGUCGUCAAGAGCAAUAUCAAUGAAAACCAAAACAGAUUUAUUGUAUCAGUGGCGACAAAAAAUGUUCUAGUUUUUUCUUUUAAGAAAUACUCUAUGCACGCACUAAAACUAUUUACCGUCGUCUCUUACCGCGGAUGCUGAUUUGGAAGUGAAUCACAACUUGAAUAAUAAACCUGACCUUUUUAACUAGUUUUAUUGAGUAUUGGAUAAUAUUCGAUAUUUUUCCUUUUAAAAAUUCUCGUGAAAAUCGUACAAACACGUCCCUUGAUCGUACAUUAUUGACCUUUCUUUUCUUUCUUUUUCAACUUGAAAUCAUUUUUUUUUAUUUUCUUCUCUCGAAGAUAUUAGCGUAUUAUUCAAGAUGAUACAAAUCUAAGAUUAUGUUGUUUAAAUUCUUUCUCCAUAUAGUCUUUUGGAGACUCCGAUAUUACUGCGCUUGUCAAAAACACACGAACUCUGAAGUUCAAAAGUCGCCUUCACAACUGGGUGUUCUUCACUGCCGUCAAUCAUAAUUAGGAUCAGAAGCAACGAACCUUGAAACACACAAACACACAAAAUGGAUCGAAAUCCACCAAUCACAAAUCACAAACCAUGACCUUUUAAAUCCGUUGAAGUAAACUUCUGUUUCCUAAGAGAUCCGCUAAGAUGAUUGACGGCAGCGAAAAAUGCAAACGUCAGUUGGCUUUUGAACCUCAGGAUUCGCGUGUUUAUGAAAAGCGCAGUAAGAACUUGGAGUUCUUCUCCAUGCUUACGCAAAGAUGAUUAAGGCUGGAAAAUGAUGACUAUCUGAAACAUUUUUUGAUUAUUGCACCAGGUUCAAAAGGAACAAUAUCUUAACUACAGAAGAGCUUAUUUCAAGGACACCACAGAUGUAUUUUCAAGCGUCUUAAAGGACCUAUCGAAGACAAGUAAGCAUAUUGUCCAUGUUGUAGUUUAAUUUUAUCCUUGCUUUGAAAUUCAUUUGACUUCUUACGUGCCUUAUUUUUGGCUAUAUCAGAGAUCAGAAUGUCCAUUUAUCACUUCAGACGAUUUUAAAUUUUAUUAUUUAAGGCACGGACUCGCUUCUAAAUUUUUCUACGAUUGACGCUUUAACUUUCCUCUUAUCCUUUUUGUUACUUAGGUGCAGAAUUUAGCCUUGGUCCCAAUCCUUUUCGUGUAUUAUCCAAUAAUUCAGCGUCUGCUUCGUCAACCGCCACAAAUAUAUCAGGUAUUGAAUUUACUGGAUACUUGGUGCGUGUGUUCUAUUGAAAGCGGCUUACAGCAUGUUGUAACAAUAAUGGCAAUAUCAUGAUUGCUUUUUACCUGUAAUUGCCUGCAAGGGUUUUUCCACCGCGUCCAAAGUUCUUUUGCCCUCCAUGGUAGAUUUUGAUCAAUUAAGGUUUCUGGGAAACUGUCGACCUACCCCUCCCUUAAGCUAACAUUAACACUUACUUCUCAUCAAGGGCAAAAUGAUGGCUUAGGGUGAGGUAGGUGGACAGUUUAUCAGAAACGUAAAUCGAUCUGUAGAUUUCAUGACCCAUUACCCCUCUCUGCUCACCCAGUGAGCUUCAAGAAUUUCGCAAAAGGCACCAUGUUUGAACAUUAAAACCCAGUAUACUGGGACAUCUUGCAGAAAUGCCAAGAAGAGUUCGAAGGUGAUUUCCACCAAUUUACAAAAAUUGCGGGGUGGGAAGGGGGGGGGAGGUCGCCAGUUUACUAAUAUUGCUUUGCAUUUCCCAACGCUUUUGAACUCCAUUGUACAUCUACAUCAUAACUUAGCAAAGGCUGUUUAUCACGCCGAGAACUAUAUAAAUCUUGUGGAAUUGCUUAUAAGUGAUAAAGCCGACUUGAUAACAAUUUUGGUACAUUUUUUGUUACCCUAGGGAUUGGCAGUUUUCAGACAAACCCUGCCGGUUGAACAGGUUCUUUGGGGGCAGCAGGAACAUCGUCUCUGGGAAAUCCAUUUGGCACCAGCACAGGACUCGGCAGUACCAGUCUAACAUCAGGCUCCACAUUUGGAACGCCUCUUGGUACCAACACUUUACGAGCCACGGGUCUCGGAGCGACCACUGGAUUUGGGACCCCAAGUCUUACGGGAGGAUUUGGCACCCCUGCCCUUGGGUCCUCCACAGGAGGAGCUUUUGGCUCUACUGGAGCAGGACUUGGGGGGACCGGUUUCGGCACCGGGACUUCAGCGUUUACUGCACAACCAAAGUUUCAGCUUCAAAGGCCACCGGCUGGUAACAAGCGAGGCAAAAGGAGAUGA